Molecule: messenger RNA, 1921 nt
Organism: Xenia sp. Carnegie-2017
Lineage: Eukaryota; Metazoa; Cnidaria; Anthozoa; Malacalcyonacea; Xeniidae
Product: TNF receptor-associated factor 5-like
Exons: 9
Coding region: 150-1550 (466 amino acids)
Biological process (GO): regulation of canonical NF-kappaB signal transduction; tumor necrosis factor-mediated signaling pathway; positive regulation of JNK cascade
Cellular component (GO): cytoplasmic side of plasma membrane; plasma membrane signaling receptor complex
Molecular function (GO): ubiquitin protein ligase binding; tumor necrosis factor receptor binding; zinc ion binding
Source: RefSeq, a predicted model, not a curated record
GAUGGAUGCGUUAUCCGGUGUAAUCUACAUAACAGUGCUUUUGCCUAUUGCUCGUCAUCGUCCUUUGCUGUAGAUGUAUUUAUAGUUUAUAUACUUACACUCCAGAUUGCUUUGAUUCUAUUUGUGAAAAGAAUUACCCUCCAUUCAAGAUGCCUGGGAUCAAAAUCCGUGAUGUAGACAGGAAAAAAAUCCCAGCGAAGUAUAUUUGUACUUCCUGCCAUUUCCUCCUCGUCAAUCCAACACAGACAAUGUGUGGACAUUUGUUUUGUCAAUCUUGUAUCGACAUUAUACUUGGAAGUUCUAAUCCAAAAUGUCCCGAAGAUCAAGAAAAAUUGAGCAGAAAUGAUGUUUUCCCUGAUGCUUUUACGAAACGUGAGUUGAAAAGUAUUCGUUUACAUUGUCCUUCUGAACAAUGUGAAUGGUUUGGCUCCUACGAAGAAUUGGAGGGUCAUUAUCAAGUUUGUGAGCAUGCGCUCAUCAGCUGUAUCCACAAGCAAUAUAACAUUCAGUUACCUCGCUCUCUCCUUAGUGAACAUUUGAAGAAUAAAUGUGAAUAUCGAAAUGUGAAAUGUGAAUAUUGUGGUAAAGAUGUACCGUAUGCUUCACUUAAGGAUCACAUAGAAAAUGUGUGUGAAUAUUAUCCUGUGGUUUGUGAGUAUUGUGGGAAAAAGAUACCAAGGAAAGAUAUUGAACAACAUCAAACGACAGCUUGUGAUGAAGUGCCGACUGAAUGUGAAUUUCAAGCUAUUGGAUGCAGUUAUGAUAGAGUAAGAAUAUAUGAACUGUUUUACAAUUUCAUGUCAGUAAUGAAAUAUACAACUUUGAAACUGUUUGCAAACAAAAUUUUUAUCAAAAGCGCUUCGAUAUCAAAUGACGAAUCACUUGCGAGAAACACGGUUAAGAUUACGGACCUUGAAGCGCAACGUGGCUCGCGUGCACUGGGGUCUAAUCAAGCCAUACACAGCUACAAUGGUACGUUACUGUGGAAAAUAGAUAACUUCAAGAAGAAGAGACAGAACGCCAUUAAUGGUAUCAAAACAGCCUUGUACAGUGUACCAUUCUACAGUUCUCAAUAUGGUUACAAGAUGUGUGCUAAGAUCUAUAUGAAUGGUGAUGGUUUUGGAAAAGGAACUCAUUUAUCUUUGUUUUUUGUUGUUAUGAAAGGUGAUAACGAUGCACUUCAAACAUGGCCUUUCCAAAAGAAGAUCACAAUGAUGUUAAUGGAUCAAGGAAAUGGUGAUCACAUGAUUGAUGCUUUUCAUUCAGAUCCUCAAAGUUCGGAAAAUUUAAACAAUCACCAGUAUAUUAAAGGUGAAUACAAAGCUGUUCAAAAGUGGCCAUUUCAUAAAAAUGACAACACGAAAUUUAUAAAUGAUUGUGAUGGUAAACACAUGGUACUUGAUUUUCAUUUAAAUGGUCAAAGUUCCUCCCUUCAGCGACCUACUUCAAAUAUAAAUGAUUCUGGAUAUCUGCUUCGUCGUUGGCCGUUGGAGUGUUUAAGUCGAUUUGUUAAAGACGACACCCUUUUCUUUAUGUUAUUGAUUAAUUGAAAUAUGGUAGUUUUACACUGAUUUCGAGGACGUCUAUGAUACAUAUUUUUGCUAAACAUUUAACCAACUAUUGAAGCGCUUUUUGUACGUGAUUUUGAGUAAGUUUAAUAGGAGGUCGCUGUAGUUGUGAGUGUAGCAAAUCCUUUUUGGCCGUGCAUUAAAAAAAUUUGUCAACAAAAAAGUUUCUUGAAUUAAGUAAACCAACCUCUUGUCAAGUAAAUUUGUAAUAACAGCAAAUAGUUUGCCGAUUUAUAAUAAACCAAUCCAGAUUAUUUUGUCCACAUAGAAAUUAAUAUCACGUGAUGAGUAAAAAUGAUUUCGGUGAUGAUAUUAAAAAAUAAAUUAAAUAGGCUUUAUUAACUUGCAUGAAA